AUGAUGUAUAAUUGGUCCGGAAUUCUUUAUACAAAAAUGGUUUCUGCAACUUCAAGAUCAUUAGUUGCAGCAACGGUUACAAUUCUUGUUUGGAUUAUCAUGUUGAUUCUUCAUUACACAACUCACCACUAUGAUGAGAGUAUCUCAUUAUGGUCAAUAAUGGAAAUAUUUGGAUUUAUUCUUAUGGUAACUGGAACAUCAAUUUAUAACAAUGUGAUGGAUAUUGGAGAUAAAAUCAUUGAAAAAAUACGGCUCACUAAAAGUGAAUCCGGAGAUAAAGAAGAAGAAAAAGAAAUAUGA
Trichomonas vaginalis G3 is the source of this 300-nucleotide messenger RNA. Its product is annotated as negative regulation of mitochondrial outer membrane permeabilization protein. The coding region runs from base 1 to 300 and encodes 99 amino acids. NCBI's taxonomy places the organism in Eukaryota, Parabasalia, Trichomonadida, Trichomonadidae. The record is from RefSeq and is a predicted model, not a curated record. Gene Ontology annotation, cellular component: membrane; intracellular membrane-bounded organelle. The transcript has a single exon.